This is a messenger RNA of Megalobrama amblycephala (Wuchang bream), 2534 nucleotides long. Its product is annotated as GTPase IMAP family member 8-like. The record is from RefSeq and is a predicted model, not a curated record. Gene Ontology annotation, molecular function: GTP binding. Lineage: Eukaryota; Metazoa; Chordata; Actinopteri; Cypriniformes; Xenocyprididae. Bases 1 to 1662 code for a protein of 553 amino acids. The transcript is spliced from 3 exons.
AUGGGCAUCCUAUAUGAUCCAGUGAUCCGGAUUGUUCUGAUGGGCAGUGAGGGUUCUGGGAAAAGCUCAUCGGGAAACACUAUACUGGGAGAAAAGAGGUUUAAAGUCCACAAACACAAGAAGAAAAAUGAAGCUGAAGUGUGUGAGGCUAAAACACAGAUGGGAGAGAAUCAGGUGCAUGUGAUUGAUUGUCCAGAUCUCCUGGAUCCAGAUCUGAAUAAAGAGAAGCUGGAGAUGAUGAAAGAGCAGCUGGUCUCUCUAUGUUCAGCAGGUCUCAGUGCGGUUCUGCUCACCGUUCCUCUAGAGGAACCUGUGCAAAAUGAGGAAGAGAUCCUGGAUUUUAUUAAGUGUUUAUUUGGUCCAGAAGUUCAGAAGUACAUCAUGAUUCUAUUCACACAUGAGGAUGAUCUGGAGGAUCUGGAUGAACCGCAGACCAUUGAUGAACAUCUACAAAACCAUGCAGAUCUCCUGCGACUGGUGACAGAAUGUGGAGGAAAGUUUCACUGUUUCAGUAACAGGAGUAAAUCUGACCGUCAGAAACAAGAACUACUGCAGAAGAUUGAAGGAAUGAUGAUGGAGAACAGAGGGAAAUUUACCUUGGAACAAAUGAGAAGAUCAAGCAUGGAUGAUCCUGGUACAAAGUUUUCAGGUGACAGUUCAACAGAUGAAGAUUUACAUGAGCAACAGAUUCCUGAGAGGAAAGAUCAGAUCCGGCUGGUUCUGCUGGGAAAAACUGGAUGUGGGAAAAGUGCCACAGGAAACACCAUCAUCGGCAGAAACGUGUUUCAGUCCUCCAUCAGUUCGAAGUCUCAGACGAAACAGUGUCAGUCAGAAACUACAGUGAGAUUUAGUAAAGAGAUCUCAGUGAUCGACACACCUGGACUUUAUGAUACUAAACUUGAUAAAGAGGAAAUUAUUAUGGAAAUAGUGAAAUGCAUAACGUUAUCCUCUCCUGGACCACAUGCUUUUAUUAUCAUCAUUAAAGCGGGUCGAUUCACCGAGGAGAAGAAAAAUACAGUAAAGGAGCUCAAAGAAGUAUUUGGAGAGCACAUCGAAAAACACACCAUGAUCCUCUUCACCCAUAAAGAUCAGUUAGGGGAGGAAAAUAAAACCAUUGAAGAGUUUCUCCAGAACGGUGAUCCAGAUCUUAAAAACCUUGUGGACAGUUGUGGAAACCGAUUCUUCUUUCUGAACAACAAGUCUGCCAGUUCCCCACAGUUCAAAGAUCUGAUCGGUAAAAUAGAGGCGAUGGUGGCAGAAAAUAGAGGGACGCACUUCACCAAUGACAUGUUUGAUGAAGCAGAGAAGUACAUUCAGGAGAUUCAGAAGGCAAAACUAGAUGAGAAAAUGAAUCAGCACAAACGGGAGCACAGACGGCUCACUCAAACAGAAUGGCAGAAAAUAUACUGGCGUUUAGUAGAAGAGUCACAACGAGAAGCUAAGCAAUAUUUUUCUGACCUUUUCAAAAGUCUGCAUAUUAUUCCUGAUUUAUACAUAUCAGAUCUAGCCCAGUUUACAGGGAAGAUAAGAGUGACCGAUGAGGAGAGAGCAAGUGCCAUAAAGGAGGCCCAGAGCAUAGGAAUUAGUCGUAGGAAGGCAGUUUUUCUUGCAUUCAGGGCUACAGGGACACUAGCAAAACAGAAGAUGUGUGUGAUUCAGUAAAAAUCAUAAUGAUCAGACACACAAUGUGCUAGGAGGUCAGUCCAUCUCAAGUAGUCCAGUGGAGGUUACUUGACCAUACUUGAACAAACUCAGAGUCAUUAUGCUGAUCAGUGUUGAUUCAGUUUAGUUCGAUUACUGUGUAAAGUUCAUUUAUUAUGAAACUAAUUUGAUUCAACUAUUAAGCAGAAAUGUAUAGCUCAAUGAGGGUCUUUAAAUCUGGAAAAAGUUGCUUCUUGGCAGUUGCAAAUAAAGAACAGCUGAUUAACAGUGUUUCUGUCAUACUGAAAGAAUGUCAAUAUAUAAAAACACAUUUUGAAUGCCUCUUUUGAAACACAUGCAGUAAGAGUUUGCCUUGAUGUUUUGACAGCGCUGCUCUGCUUGUGACUCAGGCUUGUGUACUUUGUCCAAUUUUUGAUAGUUUUUGAUGGUUAUGUGGCAUUUUAAGUGCUUUUUUAGUUUUAGUUUGUGUUUUUACCAUAUUGAAGAUGAUACUGGCACAGUUUUUGCUGCUACUGUUGAUCAGAAGGGAGAUUUUUGAGUUACACCUGCAUGCUCAGUCGAUGUGUUACGACUUUACUGUAAUAGAAAGGAGAUCUUUUACUGAGAGCUACAGGGACGAUGCCACGGAUGGACACACCUGACAGUGAUUUCAUUGGAAGCGACCUCGGAGAAGAGGAAAGAAAUGAGGAAUUCGACAACGUCUCCAGAACUGGGGAAAUAAACCACCACUGAUGUCCAUGAUAUGAGCAAUAUGCAGUCUCUAAGGAACAUAAUAGAGGAACUGUGCACAACUUGUUUACUUUGUCAAGAAUAUUGCAAGUCCUGCAUGAUUGUGUUUACAGAGACCUGACUGCACUGUGAUGUCCCCAACU